Molecule: messenger RNA, 5119 nt
Organism: Alosa sapidissima (American shad)
Lineage: Eukaryota; Metazoa; Chordata; Actinopteri; Clupeiformes; Clupeidae
Gene: ap1g2
Product: adaptor related protein complex 1 subunit gamma 2
Exons: 22
Coding region: 522-2888 (788 amino acids)
Biological process (GO): receptor-mediated endocytosis; intracellular protein transport; Golgi to vacuole transport
Cellular component (GO): Golgi apparatus; AP-1 adaptor complex; membrane coat
Molecular function (GO): clathrin-cargo adaptor activity
Source: RefSeq, a predicted model, not a curated record
CAGCUGCAGUUUGUUUUCGAUGUUACAGUAACGUUAAUGUGUGUCUUGACAGAAAAUACUACGCAGUGAGGAUCAGGCGAAAUUAUUUGUCCAUUGAAGAAAUGGCUAGUUUAGCUUCCCUGAUGUUUUCAGCCAUUACGAGUUUGACUUCACUGAAAACAAUCGUCUGUGGAUCACAUUUCGCAUCACGUCAGUAAACCACUUUUCCGAAAUAUUACAAACCUUUAUAUCUAACAAUUAAAAAAGCAGCUUCGUCCAUAUUACCAGUACCUGACACUUGUUAGACUACAGAAGCCUACUGCUGAGAAGUGACUCCGCUAUGCUCAGGUGUAUCGUUUACACUUACACCUGCACCACGGAAGUACACCUGUGACCUCGCGGCUAUCAACACAGGAAAUGCUCGAGCACUACCGUGGGUUUUCUCCACGACAUUUUUUAGACUGGCACAAGAUCCAUUAGCUGCUACCUUAUUGAAUCGAUACUGAUACGGAUUGAUCUGUUUGUCUGCCGGGGCUUUAAACAUGGCAGACAUGUCUCCAUCAGUGCGUUUGCAGGAGAUGAUCCGAGUGAUCCGAAGCGCCCGAACGCAGGGAGAGGAGCGAGGCGUCAUCCAGAGGGAAUGUGCGGCCAUCCGAGCACAGUUUCGACAGGGCGACAAUGGGAGCCGAUCACAUAACCUGGCCAAACUCCUCUAUGUGCACAUGCUAGGGUACCCUGCACACUUUGGACAGAUGGAGUGUGUGCGUCUGAUUGCUAGCCCCAGGUAUAAUGAAAAGCGCAUUGGUUACUUAGGUGCUAUGAUGCUUCUUGAUGAAAAGCAGGAUGCCAGUCUUCUCAUCACCAACUCUAUCAAGAAUGACCUGUCCCAUAGCAGCCAGUAUGUCCAGUCUCUGGCCCUGUGCACAUUAGCCUGUAUGGGCUCAGCAGAGAUGUGUCGUGACCUGGCCCCAGAGAUCGAGCGACUCCUCAGAGCCUCCAACUCCUACAUCAAGAAGAAGGCUGCUCUUUGUGCUGUGCAUAUUGUAAGGAAAGUUCCAGAGCUGGGAGAGCUGUUCACUCCCUCAGCACGGUCCUUGCUGUCUGAGAAGAAUCAUGGAGUUUUGCAUGGUGCCGUUGUCCUCAUCACAGAGCUGUGUGAACGUAAUCCAGACACCCUUGACCAGUGUCGGAAGGCUGUACCAGAACUUGUUCAGAUCAUGAAAGGCCUGGUGAUGUCCGGUUACUCCCCAGAACACAACGUUGCUGGCAUCAGUGACCCUUUUCUUCAGGUGCGCAUCUUACGUUUGUUAAGAAUUCUGGGGCGCAAUAAUGACACGGCUAGUGAUGCCAUGAAUGACCUGCUGGCUCAGGUGGCUACAAACACAGACAGCAGCAAGACUGCAGGCAGUGCUGUGCUGUACGAGACUGUGCUCACCAUCAUGGACAUCAAGUCAGAGAGUGGGCUCAGGGUUCUUGCUGUGAAUAUAUUGGGUAGAUUUCUUCUAAAUAAUGACAGAAAUAUACGUUAUGUGUCUAUGACGUCACUGCAGAAGAUUGUUCAGACAGACCACAAUGCUGUUCAGCGACACAGGGGCACCAUUGUCGACUGUCUGAAGGACCAAGAUGCAUCUGUGCAACGUCGGGCUCUCGAGCUGUCCCUGGCUCUGGUGUCAGCGGUGAACAUUCGCUCCCUGAUGAAGGAGCUCCUCCUCUUCCUCUCCAGCUGCCCCCUGGAGUUGCGAGCGCACACCACCUCGGGCAUCUUCAUUGCUGCCGACCGGUACGCGCCCUCUCAGCGCUGGCAUAUUGACACCAUCCUGCAUGUCCUCACCACGGCAGGGGGCGAUGUCAGGGAUGAGACGGUACCCAACCUGAUCCAGCUCAUCACCACGGCUGCCGAGCUGCACUCCUACACUGUUCACAAGCUCUACAGGGCACUGGUGACCGACAUCUCACAGCAAUCUCUGGUGCAGGUGGCCUGCUGGUGUAUUGGCGAGUAUGGGGACCUGCUGCUGAAGGGGGAAUGUGAGGAGACUGAGCCGGUACAGGUGACGGAGGAUGACGUGCUGGAUGCCUUGGAGACGGUACUGCAGUCUCACAUGUCGUCACCGGCGACCAGGGCGUUUGCCCUCACAGCCACCAUGAAGCUCAGCACGCGCAUCACAAACAAUGUGGAUCGUAUAAGGAGCAUCGUCAGUAUUUACGGUAGCUGCAUUGACGUGGAACUCCAGCAGAGGGCAGUGGAGUACAAUGCGCUGUUCAAGAAAUACGAUCACAUGAGGGCUGCUGUGUUGGAGAGGAUGCCUGUGAUUGACAAGAACUCACCAGGCCACAGCAAUGGAGACUUCACAGCAGGGUUUAAAGAGCCUGAGCUGGUCAAGGUCAAACAGGCAGAAACUGACCGGCCUCAGGAGACAACAGACCAGGCUUGUGAUCUGCUGGGUCUGCUGGGGGAUUCGGCCCAGCCCUUGCAGCCCACCACAGCCCCCAGCUCUGCCAGCACCAACAUAGGCGGAGACCUGCUGGACUUGCUCGGCGGACUGGACCCCAUUCCAGCACCAACUGUUACAGUGUACGAGAAAAAUGACUUGAGUUUAAAGCUACAAACUGACAAGAAAACCGAUACGGGAGUGACCGUCACCUUCACCGCCUUCAACUCCUCAGACACAGACAUCAGCAGUUUCACUCUACAAGUGGCUGUACCCAAGAGUGUUCAGCUGCAAAUGAAGGCUCCGAGUGGUGAUCUCAUCCCAGCCCAGGGUGCAGGUCCUGUGACUCAGACUGUUUUCCUCAGCAACCCCAACAAGGUGAACCUGAAGAUGCGAGUUCGUGUGCAAUAUUCUAAACAAGGCUCUGUGUGUCAGGACAUGCUUCAGAUCGACUCCUUCCCUGCUCCCGCAUGGCAGUGAGCUGCCUUCCCUGUCUGUCUGCGCACGGUCACUCUGUGUUCUCACCCCAGCAAGAGGGGCUUCUCUGCAGACUCUCUUUGGCAGCUCUGUGAAAUACUGGUUGGUUGCUUUGUUUGGUGGUUUAACCACAUGCUCUUUUGACCUGACCUGAUACAGUCACUGGCCUGUACUGCCAGCGGACAUCUUAAGUGGCAUUCCUAUACAUCAUAUUUCAGUGCGGUUCUUGUGGUCUGAUUCAGCGUUGAGCAUUGUUUGAUGUCAUAAUGAAAUUGGUCCAGCUGGUUUCCAUUCCAACACAGAAAUCUGGAAGAGGUGGAGUUCUAUAAUUCCAGUGAAAACGGAGCCUGAGGUAUGAGUAACAUUACCAGGCUGUUAAUGUAGUCUCCACCCCUUAUGAGCAGUGUAAUUUUCGUGACUGUACCUGCAGAGCCCCACAGUGCCUCCAUGCCUGUGUCUAAUUAAUAAUCAAAAUCAGGAGGACUUUGCAUCCAUUACCACUUAGGCAAACACUUGUAACACCUAUACAGUAUAUCUAAACGUAAGCCAUCAUUUUGCUGAUUGCACCAACCUGAUUGGCAGUCAGGAAUGUGCUAAAGAAAAAAAUAAUGCAGAUUACAUUUAGUCUUUUAAUUAAUGCUUCCAUCCAAAACAUUUUAAAUCAAAGAUUAUAAUUCAUAAUCUUUGGUUUAGAGUACAUUGAAGCCAUACAUAUUGUGAGUGCUUGUGUUUGUGAAUGUAACUCCCUGGCACUGCUAACAACCUACCCCACUGACGAUGCUACAGCUUUAACUCCACUAUUUAUUAUAACUUCUUUUCCUGGUCCAGAGAACAUUGCUGCUCAUUGGUCAGGUAGAGCCACAUGAUCACGAUCCCUGAAUGCCUUACCUACGUUUUUGUAUACCUCUUUUUUCAGCCCCUUUAAGGGCUACUAUCCAUCUAAAGUGCUACAUGGAAUUACAUUUUCUCACAUUUUGGUUGAUGUAAGUUUAUUUAAGGAUGGCAGACUGACCCUCUUGAGUUGGUGGGAUAAACCCCCAACCAGUAUACUUGCUGGAACACUAAACCUGGUGCACGGUCCUCACUGGAUCAGUUCACUUUUUAAUCUUUUACCAGGGUUGCUAGGACAACAUUUUAACCAAAACCGAUCAUUCUAUUACAAACCAGAUUUGUGACAUAUCAGUAUUUAAAAACUUUUCAUAUUGGCACACUAAAUCCAUCAAAUCCAACUUCCACAUAAUUUUAAACGGUUACAAAAUGAUUUCCACUUUUUUUAUCUCAAGUGUUUUGAUGGCCCUUUCAGUUCAGAUAAUGAAGUUCACUACCUGGCCAAAAAGUCACAAACCCAUUUUGUUGAACGACUUCAACUUUGAUUACAACAUGUAUUUGCCCUGGCACUGUUUUGACAACUUUAUGCAACGUCACCAUCCAGAGUAACCAUUUUUUUGCAGAGGUCUUGACAUCAGGAGAGUUGCACCACUGUGUCUUCGUGUCCAACACACCUCAAAGAGUUACAAUGAGAUGCUGGGUUAAAUCUUGUUUUGUUUCAAACACAACUGAGGGAGCUUACCCAUCCCUUCAUGUUCCCUAAAAACUCCAGUUUGCUUAUGAUUGGGUGGACAUGCCUACUCCACAUUUAUUUUCAGUGCAUUGAGUCAAGGUUGUGUAUGAAGAUUUUUUUUUUUUUAAGUGGACUCCGAGAAUUGACAGCUAGCAGAUCGUGAGGAUAUUUGCCUAGUGUGACGGUGUGCGAGUGUUAUGGGUUAGAAAUCACUUACAGUACCUUUAGGCUCAGUAAUUUUGAUGUCUGAAAAUGACUCCUUUUAGUCCCUUAACCACAAUUUCACUUUCACAAUUGACCCAGUUGAUACAAGCCCUGAUCAUUUGCUAAUUUUAAUCCGAAUGACUAUCCUUUUUUUGGCCAGGCAGUGUAAUCCUUUGGGGAUACAGUAACUCUUAGUGUUUUUUAACAGCAGUCAAAUCCCUUUAUGGAACCUGUACAGUCAGUGUGUACAGAGGACCCAGUUUUCUUCUAGUAAUAAAGCACAACCAGUCUCAUGCACGUGUACGCAUAUGGGACUGGGAAAUGUAUGAAUCAUUCUGAAAAGUGAUGUGGAUGGACACUAUGUAUUGGCACAACCAGGGGAGAUUGGAAAGCGAAUAUUUCUUUGUUUGAAGUGAGUUUCGAUUUGUUGUCCUGAGUCAUUUUUAAAUAAAGUUUAUUGUAAACUUUG